This is a messenger RNA of Rubroshorea leprosula, 4460 nucleotides long. NCBI's taxonomy places the organism in Eukaryota, Viridiplantae, Streptophyta, Magnoliopsida, Malvales, Dipterocarpaceae. The record is from the annotation of a GenBank genome assembly.
ACUUUGUGGAGAUGAUUCGCAACCUACAAGAAAAAUUCUAUAUGGAGGGGUAUUUUUCUUAUCAAAUCCGAGUAAUGGGUGGCAAAAUGGUUCUGUUAUCUGGACAGGACAAGGAGGAAGUGAAGGACUUAGUUGAAAUGGCUUCGGAUUGGCUGAGGCGUUGGUUUGAAGAAGUGAGGCCAUGGACACCACAGAUGACAGCAAAAGAGAGAUUUGUGUGGAUAAGGUGUCAAGGAGCACCACUGAAUGUCUGGGGAAGUGAAUUCUUUUCAACCAUGGGUAGUUCAUGGGGCAAAUUUAUUUGCUUGGAUGACAGUACAAGCAAGAAGGUGAGGUUUGACAUUGCUAGAUUUCUGAUUUCUUCGUCAAUUAUGGAGACAAUCAAUGUUACAAGGGAAAUCAAAAUCAAUGGAAGCUUGUUCAAACUGAAAUUCACAGAGGAGGAAUACACUAACUGCUUCUUCUCUUUGAAGCAAGAUUUUAGGCCUUCCUUUAGUAGUGAAUCUGAGGAUUAUGAAACAUGGUCCAUCGGUUCAGAAUCGGAGAUGCAGGACGAGGAAGGUGGAAGGAGGAAGGAGAAGGUUUCAGCCGGUUGUUCAACUGAAGAAGAUGAUGACGUAAUAGGACGUAAGAGAGAUGAAGAAAGAAGAAAUGAAGUCCAAUCCAGCAAGAAAGUAGGGGAUUGUGCAGAAGCUGUUGGUGACAACCUGGAGAAAAUUCAAAUUUCAAAUGUAUGUGUAAGAAGUAGGCGGUCAAGGGACGUGGCUACAGGUCAGACGGUGCAGGCCAAUGGUUCGGUAAUUGGAGAAUCAAAAACAGAAGAUUAUUCCAAUAAAAUGAAGCCCACUGAUUCGGGUUCCAGGCCCACUUCGAAGGGAGAAAAUCCAAUGGCAAUGGAGUCCACAAAUGUGGAUAUGGCCCAAAAAGAAACUUUAAUAGAGAACCCAAUUACAGUCCAAAACAGAGCCAUGUUGGGAACUGGAAAAUCUGCAGAAGGGAAGGGCGAUGAAGAAGAAGAUGCAUUCUGGAAGGGCCACGAAGCAGAGAGAAACCGAAUAGAAGAAUGGAUCGAGAAACAACUGGAGGAGAUCAACUCAAAAACUGGAAAAAGGAAGGAAGGGAAGGUUGCUGGAGAUUCAAUAGGGGACAGUGAGAUAAACAAUUGCAACAGGGCGUUGAAGAAACAAUGGCAAUCCCAACUUGCAAAGGAGACUUGGGACUUGGCGACGCAACUAGGGGCGGAGGCGGAGAAUGACAAUGAGGUGAUUCAACGAAUUGAGGAGAUGGAGGACAGAGAUCGAAGAUCAAAAAGGAGUAUGGUAAAACGAGAGGUUGAAGAUGGUGGGAAGGAUAUGGAUUGGGUUGCUAAAGCUUCUAAUGGAAUGUCCGGAGGUUUGAUAUGUAUUUGGGACACUAAAAUGCUGAAGAAGAAAGAGACCUUAGAAGGGGAUUUUAACGCUGUAAGGAGGGUUGAGGAAAGAGCAGGUUGUAAGAUGGUGUCCAAUGAAAUGAGGGAGUUUGAUGCCUUUAUCCAUAACAGUGAUUUGGUUGAUUUGCCUUUAAUAGGGAGGAAAUAUACCUGGUAUAAUUCAAAUGGGAAUCAAAUGAGUAGGAUUGAUAGAUUUCUGUUUUCAGAAGAAUGGUUAUCAAAGUGGAGCGAUUUGAAACAGUGGGGGUUGAGGAGGAAUGUAUCAGAUCACUGCCCUAUAAUGAUAAAAAAUGAGCAGGUCGACUGGGGUCCAAAACCGUUCAGAUUUUUUGAUGCUUGGCUGGAUCAAUCGGGAUGUAAGGAGGUGAUUAAGAGUGCAUGGUGUGACAACGAGGUGGACGGCUGGUAUGGAUUUAAAAUUAAAGAGAAGUUGAAAAGAACAAAGAAGGCACUAAAGGAGUGGAGUGGUAAAACCAACAGGGAGAUGGAUGAAAGAAUAAGGAAUGCAGAGUUAGUGAUUGCUGCUGUUGAUGAGAAAGGAGAGCAGCACCAGUUGUCAGAUAAUGACGUAGAGUUGAGGAGGAAAAGUUUUAUUGAACUGUGGGAGAAUUUAAAAAUUAAGGAGAGGAUGAGUCAACAAAAAUCAAGAAAGCAGUGGCUGAAGGAAGGUGACGCGAACACAAAAUUCUUUCAUAGAAGCAUCAAGGGAAGAUGGAGCAAGAAUGAGAUUAAUAGUGUCCGGAUAAAUGGGGAGCAGUAUACAGGAGUGGAGGUAUUAAAAAGAGAGAUUGCUAAAUACUUCCAAGACUUGUUCACAAAAGAAAAAUGGAGGAGACCGAAGCUAGAUGGAAUAUGCUUUAGGCAAAUCACAAAGGCUGAUAAUGAGCUCCUCACGGCUGCUUUCUCGGAACAGGAAAUUAAAGAAGCAAUAUGGAACUGUGACCCUUCCAAAUCACCAGGACCAGACGGAUUCAACCUCAGAUUCAUCAUGUCAAUGUGGGAUGUUAUAAAAGCUGAUAUUGUCAACUUUGUUCAGGAGUUCCAACAGCAUGGAGUCUCAUACAAAAUCAUUGCAAAGCUUCUAGUAAAUCGUUUGCGGAAGGUGCUGCCAAAGGUGAUUGGGAAGCAGCAGAUGGCUUUUAUAGAAGGAAGGCAUUUAGUGGACGGAGCAGUGAUUGCAAAUGAGGUUAUUGAUGAUGUCAAGAGGAAAAAGAAGAAGGGAUUUCUAUUUAAAGUCGACUUCAAGAAAGCCUACGACAAGGUAUGUUGGGAAUUCAUAGAAUAUAUGAUGACGAGGAUGGGAUUAUGUGCAACAUGGAGGAAAUGGAUUCAGGAGUGCUUGGAAUCGAGCUCGGUGUCUAUUCUUGUCAAUGGCAGUCCGACGAACCAAUUCCCAGUUAAUAAAGGCAUUCGCCAAGGAGAUCCAUUAUCCCCGUUCUUAUUCUUGAUAGUGACAGAGGGUUUGAAUGGACUAGUGGCAUCGGCAAUGGAAAAGGGGAGGUACAAAGGAGUGGAAAUUGGGAGCGGAGAUGUAAUGGUCACGCAUCUUCAAUUCGCGGAUGACACAAUCUUCUUUGGAGAUGCAACGGAAGACAACAUUUGGGUGAUCAAAUGUAUUAUGAGGACAUUUGAGUUAGCCUCGGGAUUGAAGAUUAAUUUCAGGAAGAGCCAGUUGAUCGGUGUGGGAGUUGAUCAAAAUUGGUGUGCUAAAAUGGCAUUUCAGUUGUGCUGUAAGGAGGGGAAACUGCCAUUUAAGUAUUUGGGAAUACCAAUCGGAGGGAAUCACAGAAGAAGAGCUAUGUGGCAGCCGAUGGUCGAGUAUAUUAGAAAGAAGCUAGCCAGCUGGAGGGGACGGUAUCUAUCUAUGGGAGGCCGCAUCACACUCAUCAAUUCAGUGCUGUCAAGUCUGCCAGUAUUUUUGAAGUCUAUCUAUGUUAUCCCAAAAGAUAUAAUCCAUUCCAUUGAUAAAUUGCGUAGAAGUUUUUUAUGGGGGGGGAAGGGAGAUGAGAGGAAAAUAAAUUGGAUUGGCUGGGAUAAAGUGUGUAAAAAAAAAGGGGAAGGAGGUUUAGGAGUGAGGGACUUGAGGAAAUUCAAUUUGGCAUUGAUGGGAAAAUGGUGGGGAAGGCUUGCAGAAAAUGGAGAGGGCAUGUGGAAAAAAAUUAUUGUUGCAAAAUAUGGAAAGGGAGGGGGGCAUUGGCAGGACUGGAUAGACGAAAGUAGAGGUGUAGGAUCAACUUGGUGGAGGGAUGUGUGUGGUAUAAAUGCAAUGGAUGGGGAAAGCAAUGGAUGGCUAAAAGAGGGAUUCAGGGUUAAGAUUGGGGAGGGUAAUACGAUCAGCUUCUGGUGGGACAAAUGGAAGGGAGAAGAGAGUCUAGCUAAUAUGUUUCCAAGAUUGUACUUGCUAGCUAUAGAUAAGACGAAGAUGUGCAGUGAAAUGGGAAGUAGAAUUAACGGUUUGUGGGAGUGGAAUUUAACUUGGAGAAGGAAUCUGUUCGAAUGGGAAAAAGAGGAGGCAAUGGAAUUACACAACUCGAUUCAAAAUGUGCAACUGUCACAAGGAUGCAUGGAUAGUUGGGAGUGGAUACACAACAAGGAUGGCCAAUACUCAACAAAAUCAGCAUAUUCAAUAUUGACGAAGGAGGGGAGGGUAGCAAUGGAAAUUACAGCCUUCAGUAGAAUCUGGAACUCUGUUCUGCCAAGCAAAAUUUCAGUAUUCAACUGGCAAUUACUACUUGACAGAAUUCCAACUAAGAUGAAUCUGUUGACAAGAGGGAUCAUCAAAGACAAUCAAGAUUGCAAAUGCGGAUUUUGUGGUGAGGAAGAAGAGGAUUCAAAGCAUGGUCCGAUGGAUAUGGAGGGCUUGUGCAAAAUGGUGGGAUAUUAAUGUUACUUUGGGAGCGGAUUGCUGGAAUACCUUUCAAGUGACUGGAAGAGAACUAAAAGAGAAAGGUGUCAGAGAAGGGUGGGAUUGCAUUUGGAAUUCUCUUGUGUGGACAGUGUGGCUGGCUCGAAAUCAAAAAACAUUCCAAGG